This is a messenger RNA of Malaclemys terrapin pileata, 2114 nucleotides long. RefSeq names its product nucleoside-triphosphatase, cancer-related (gene NTPCR). The record is from RefSeq and is a predicted model, not a curated record. Gene Ontology annotation, molecular function: ATP hydrolysis activity. The transcript is spliced from 5 exons. Bases 316 to 888 code for a protein of 190 amino acids. Lineage: Eukaryota; Metazoa; Chordata; Testudines; Emydidae.
CCCCGCCCAUGAGCGAAAGAGCAGGUGUGCGCUAAACUGCGCCUUUGAGUCUGGAAAGGCCCCUGCCCGGCGGGUGCCACGUUAAUCAGCCUCGACAAAUCCCUACAAGAGACCCGCUCCUAGGCCGCCAGAGCGCGGCGGAGCGAGACACGCCAGAAGCCAGCCCAGGUCCGGAAAGGCAGCUUGCAGGCAGCUGGGUGGCGAGCGGGGCCUGCCGGAGGAGGAGCAGCGGCAGCCCGGGCCCUUGUGACAGGCUCCGGCCGCCCUUGGAGCGCGGGGGGCGGGAUCGCUGCAGGGCGCCCCCGGCCCCUCGCCAUGGCCAAGCAUGUUUUCCUCACCGGACCCCCAGGGAUUGGAAAGACGACAUUGAUCCAGAAAGCCACUGAAGUCCUAAAAUCCUCUGGGGUCCCUAUUGAUGGAUUUUACACAGAGGAAGUCAGAGAAGGCGGCAGGAGGAUAGGAUUUGAUGUCAUCACUUUGUCUGGGAGACGAGGAACUUUAUCUAGACUUGGUUCUGAUUCUUCUACUGCAAGACAUGAAUAUCGUGUUGGACAAUACAUAGUAGACCUGGUUUCAUUUGAGCACUUGGUGCUUCCUGUGCUGAGAAAUGUUGAUCUUGGUAGUGACACAGGGAAAAAAGUGUACGUAAUAGAUGAGGUUGGUAAAAUGGAACUCUUCAGCCGGUCUUUUAUUCAAGCAGUUCGACAAACUCUGACUGCUUCAGGGACCACAAUUCUUGGAACUAUACCAAUACCUAAAGGCAAGCCAUUGGGUCUCGUGGAGGAGAUAAGAAGUCGGAAGGAUGUUAAGGUGUUCAAUGUUACUAAGGAAAAUAGAGACAACAUUUUGCAAGAUAUUGUAACAACUGUGCAGGAUUGCAGGAAAUGAAGACAAUUUCUUGUUUGUAACCAUAAGCUCUUAUAUAAGUAUAUUGGAGGGCCCAACCCUACUCAGGCCUGGGGCAACUUUACUAGUGUCUUCAAUAUGAGCAGGAUUGAGUGUGUAGCACUCUAAAAUGGGACAGUGGGCUUCCAUGUUUGUCAGUCGUUUACGUAUAAUUUACUCAGUUCACAAGGCUUUAAAAAAACUCAUCCUGGGAUCUGAAAGUCAAGCAAUUGUUUCUGAUGCCAAUUAUAGUAGCACAAAUUCAAUUAACUAUUAAAUUCAACGGAACUAUUGAUUCAGCCCCUAAUCCUGCAACAUAUGGUGAGGGUAGUCUGCUGUGUCUACAGAGAAGCGUUAAAGUCAGAGCUCUGCACAGGCCCCACAGUCCUCCUGCACACUACACAUUGCAGAACUGGGGGCUGACACCUGUGUAACAGAAUGUAGUCCAAGUAAAAUUUUGCACAAUCUGCUUUGUGCAUUAUCACCACCACUAACACUGACCCUGGGGUCCUACAGCAGUGUGCCUCAACUAACUCACCAAUAUGCUUCAGCUGGGUCAGCAUUAUGAAUGAUGAUGAACAAAACAGAAUAGCUUGAUUCUCACGUCUCAGGAUAAGUAAACUGAGCAAAUGUGAUCUGAAAUCAUUAAGACAAAUACAUGAUAUAACUGGACAAUUGUCAUUUACAGAGUUGAAUUUUAGAGAAAAGAUUAGCUUUAAGUUGCUUAGACAGUACUUGAUAGGAAUGCUGCCUAUUCUGUUUAUUUUUCACAUUUUCUUAUAGCCAAAAAAAGUCUUUAGGACCAUGGCUUUCUUAAUAAAAUCUUGACAGAUGUUUUUCAUAAAAUGUUUAAAUUAUCAAGCAUUAGAUUUAAUGCUGCAUUUGACUAUCCAAGUUUAACAAUCCAUUAUGGCUUAUUGAUGCUUAACAAUUUCUGUUUAUUUCCUUUUGCAAUCCUGUGCAUGUUUUUUGGUUAAUGAUGAAACAAGAAAUGAGAGUAUUAGACAACAUAUAUCCUCAGGGGGUUUGUAAAUGUGUUUAGGAAAAAAGCAUUUACCACUUAAUCAGUCUUGCAUGUCAUAAACUAAAUUUCCAGCCAGGUGUACUUUUGUUUUCAUGCAGCUUAAAGAGUUUUCUACUUCAAAGAUUUAGGAAUGGAAAGGACUGAAUUCCUUCCUUUCUUGUGUGGAGUGUAACAAAUGUUAAAAUAAACAUGUUGGUUAAAGGCA